GCCGAUAACAUUACCCUUUAUUUUUUACCAAGUUCCGUUCAUUUCUCCAACAUUUCAACAUUUCCCUCUCUCUCUCUCACUCACUCACUCACUCAGUCGAUUAAGCAACAUUUCAACAGUUUUGAGACUCGUCUCGCUCAAAUUACACAAACGUUACUUCAAAGGUGCCAGUACAACAACGUUCACUUCUUUUCGUUGCUGAGCCUGUCACCAGUUUGAAAGGUCAUCGCGUGCUCUGAUGAACAACAUGAUCGAUUAAGCAAUCUCUCAGACGAUUUGAUUUGUCAUAUUUUGUCUUUCCUAUCAACAAAACAGUGUUAUAGAACAUGUGUUCUAUCCACAAGAUGGGAGUCAAUCUGCACCAAGAUUCCCAACCUUCAUUUUCAAUUACCAGAGAUUUCAGACCCUGUGUUGUCCAAAGAAGAAUUCCAAUCUUUAAAUCUUGCUGUCCUAAGACGCAAUGAAAAUAUAAAAAAACUAAUGCUUGAUAGUGAGCAAGGCUGCCAACCACAUGAUGUACAAAUGUGGGUUUCAAAGGCAUCUGUAAAUUUUGUUGUCCUCAGACGCACUGAAAAUAUAAGAAAAUUAAGGCUCGAGAGCGAGAAAGGCUGCCAGCCAAAUGAUGUACACAUGUGGGUUUCAAAGGCAUUUGAUCUCAAGGUCCAGGAACUUGACUUGGAUCUGUUUCUCCAUGAAAAAAUCUUACUGCCGCUUAGGCUUUCCAUGUGUGAGUCACUCGUGGUCUUAAAAUUGCGGGGCAGAAUUCAACCAACACUCAAUUCUUCUUUUCAUGUAUAUUUACCGUCACUAAAGAUUCUUCAUCUCCGUGAAACUGUGAGGUAUUCUAUGUUUGAUGACGGUAAAGAGUAUGAUCUCAAUAAUUUUCUAUCUGGUUGUCCACAUUUAGAGGAACUUCUUUUACAUGAGACCUUUGCAUUACCGAUCAACACCUCUUUUCACUUAUUGAAGAGAUUAUUCCUUUCUUUAUAUAUGCCUACUUCUGUUAAGUGUUGUCCACUACAAAUUAAUGCCCCGUCACUUGAAGUUCUUUCAAUUGUUGAUUCUUCAUUGGCUCCUAGAAAAUAUGACUUUACAAACUUGUCCAAUCUUGAUGAAGCUGCUAUUUUCAUUUGUAAGCGUGUGGAUUUUAACAAUUUGUAUACAGUCUUGAAAGGACUUUCUAAUGUCAAAUCACUGGCUCUCGGUUCUAAAAUUUUUCAUUUUCUCAGCAUGGAGGACAAAUUUUACAACUUACAUCUUCUCACUUUUCACAAUUUAUUAUUGUUAUGGGUUGAAAUAUCUGAGAAUUGCAGUUGGAAUAUGCUCGUCAGCUUUCUACAGAAUGCUCCAAAACUUAAGCAUCUUGUAAUGGCGAGAAACAUUGAAAUCAAUUCCCGAAGAAAGGAGGUUGGAAACUCGAGUUGGGUGGAGCCAUCAAUAUCUCCGGCAUGUCUUACAAGCAGUCUCAUUACAUUUGAAUUUGUUGGAAUUCAAAACAUAAAAACUGAUCUGGACUUUACGCGAUAUAUUAUAAAUCACUCAAGUAAGUUACAGAAGGUAAAGAUUUUCACACCCAGUUCAAAGAAAAGAAGAGUAGAAAAAAGUUUACGCAAGGGGUCAAAGAAAUCCUCCGUACUAGUAUGGGAUAUUAAUUCAAUUGAAGAUCAUAUGGAUGCCUUCAAGGAUUCAAUGAACACUCGACACUUUUCAAAUCCUUUAUAUUGAUAUUGAUACAGCUCUUUUUUGAGCUGUUCUUGCCCAAUAAAUAAAUUUAAGUCAUCAAAGCUUAGUGAGUGAGUUUUAAUGAGCUUAUCCAUAAUGAAGGAGUGUUUAUUCUAUGAUGAAAUCAAAUUGUAUGCUCGAACUGCUUGUGUGGAUAUAUUCAGACACACAUUGAUUGUAUGCCAGAAAUAUUGUAUUGCCAGAAUUAUUGCGGCAACUAUGUUGUUUUGUUUAUUAAUUGUGAUGUUUGGUCA
Messenger RNA from Medicago truncatula (barrel medic), 1976 nucleotides. Its product is annotated as FBD-associated F-box protein At4g10400. The coding region runs from base 481 to 1725 and encodes 414 amino acids. Lineage: Eukaryota; Viridiplantae; Streptophyta; Magnoliopsida; Fabales; Fabaceae. The record is from RefSeq and is a predicted model, not a curated record. The transcript has 6 exons.